ACUAAUUGAAAUGAACUUAACCUAUAUUUUGUUGGAGCCGAAUAAUUUAAAAUGAGACUUAAUACAUCGAUAAAUAAUUUAUCUUAUCUUAUGUAGCAAUUUCUAACAGCGCAAUUAAAAUUGCGAGGUGUUUGGUUUGGAUUAACUUGUUGCCACGAGUGAAUUAAAUUCUGUUUGCAAUGUUAACUUCGAGGUUAUUGGAAUUAGUCAAUAAGAAAUGGUUCAAUGUUCAGAGAAAAACAACAAGAAGUGUACAGUCUGCCAAAGAUGUAAUUUUAAGUGGCGGACUUAUCAUUAUUAGCGGGGUCUUCAUUGUUUGGUUAUCCGUGUUUCUCUAUACGGUAUUUUAUUAUGUCUACAUGCCGAGUAUGUCAUAUAUACGGCCAGUGCAUUUGCAAUUCAAGUCCUGCAAUGAACGAAAAGGAAUUUGUAGCUUUCCAUCGGCUUAUGUACAGCUAACAAAUAAGCAACAACUUCUAAUGGUUGGGCAACCUUAUAAAGUUAACUUGCAUUUAGAAAUGCCCGAAUCUCCAGCUAAUAAAGAACUUGGUAUGUUUAUGGUUUGUGCACAAUUGCACAGUAGAGAUGGUUUCUUGGUGAAACAUGCAUGUAGAUCUGCCAUGCUGCAUUAUCGCAGUAGAUUAUUACAUGCACUCACAACAUUCACAUUUUCACCUAUGAUGAUUUUUGGUACCACAGAAGAAAAGCAAAAUGUAGUUUUAGAACUAUUUGGUAAUUUUGAAGAGGAUCAAAGUCAUCCAGUUACAAUCGUUUAUAUUGAAAUACAAUCAAGACACAUUGAAUUUUACUCUGCAAAUAUUAUGAUAAAUGCGCAUUUAUCGGGUGUACGUUAUCUAAUGUUUCACUGGCCGAUUUUGUCUGCCAUUGUCGGUAUUGGUACAAAUUUGUUUUUCAUAGCCCUUGUGUGCAUUUUUUCUUAUCUCCACUUUACCACAUACGAGGAAAAUAGAGAUGAUGGUUUCAAUUAUGAAGAAAAGAAGACUGAUGAAAUAGAAGAAGAAAAAAAAGAUUUCAAUCAAGAGAAAGAGAAAGAACAUAAAACUGACACUGAUCAGCAAUCUGAUUCAUCAUCCUCAGAAGAUACAUUUACAUUGCCAGAUUUUGUUGAAUCUGAGGCAGAAUCUCGAUUUGCUCAUAUUGAAUCACUAUAGUAACUUCAUAUAUAUCCAGAGAAGCAUUUGUGAAUGUAAAUAAUUCCUAAAUAAAUUAGUGAAUAACAAUUCAAUUUGUUAUGCACAUAAUGUUCAAAAAGGUGAGUGUUUUCUGUAACA
Messenger RNA from Colletes gigas, 1292 nucleotides. It is a transcript of the gene Seipin, whose product is annotated as seipin. Gene Ontology annotation, biological process: lipid droplet organization; lipid storage. The coding region runs from base 180 to 1172 and encodes 330 amino acids. Gene Ontology annotation, cellular component: endoplasmic reticulum membrane. The transcript is spliced from 4 exons. The record is from RefSeq and is a predicted model, not a curated record. Lineage: Eukaryota; Metazoa; Arthropoda; Insecta; Hymenoptera; Colletidae.